GGGGUGGGGGGGGCGCUGAAGGGAGUGAGACCCCCGUCCGCCCCUCGGAUGAACUAACUCCCAAUGAGAAAGAGGAAAAGAUGGAGCUUCACAUCUUAGAACACCGGCUCAAAGUGGCCAGCAUAGCCAAGGAGAGCGUGCCUCUAUUUACCUACGGGCUCAUCAAACUUGCCUUCCUGUCCUCCAAGACCAGGUGCAAGUUCUUCAGCCUGACCGAAACACCGGAGGAUUACACCAUCAUUGUGGACGAAGAGGGCUUCCUGGAGCUGCCGUCCUCGGAGCAACUCAGUGUGGCCGACGCAACGUGGCUGGCCUUGAACGUGGUGUCCGGCGGGGGAAGUUUCUCCAGCUCCCAGCCCAUCGGAGUGACCAAGAUUGCCAAGUCAGUCAUCGCCCCACUGGCCGACCAGAACAUCUCUGUGUUCAUGCUUUCUACCUACCAGACGGACUUCAUCUUGGUACGCGAGCGGGACCUGCCCUUUGUCACACACACCUUGGCAGCCGAGUUCACCAUCCUUCGGGUUGUCAAUGGGGAGACGGUAGCUGCCGACAACCUGGGCAUCACCAACGGCUUUGUGAAACCCAAGAUGGUUCAGAGGCCGGUCAUUCACCCUCUCUCCAGCCCCAGUAACAUGUUCUGUGUCACCAGCCUGGACCCCGACACACUCCCCACUGUGGCCACGCUCCUGAUGGAUGUCAUGUUCUACUCCAAUGGAGAGUCUCCUACAAAUACCCCAAGACCCUGGAAGCUGAGAAAUUCUUGGCCAAGUGCAAGCUCAGUCAGUGGCCCUGGGGUGAAGGAGUCUGUGGUAGGCAACGAGGACUGCGGCCAUAUCCGCUUCUUCUCCUUCUCCCUGAUUGAGGGCUAUAUCUCCUUAGUGAUGGAUGUGCAAACCCAGCAGAGGUUUCCAAACAAUCUGUUGUUCACGAGCGCGUCUGGAGAACUCUGGAAGAUGGUGCGGAUUGGAGGGCAGCCCCUCGGCUUUGAUGAAUGUGGGAUCGUCGCUCAGAUCUCGGAACCUUUGGCAGCUGCCGACAUCCCCGCCUACUACAUCAGUACUUUUAAGUUCGACCACGCGCUGGUACCUGAGGAAAACAUCAAGGGUGUUAUCAAUGCCUUGAAAGUCAGUCAAGCGGAGAAGCAUUAGAAGCCCCCCUUCCCCAGUUUCUCAUCCUCCCCAUGCUCCCCACCCCCCACCUCCAUCCCCUGCCCGCAACUCCCCACGUUCUUCUCGCAGCAUUUCUUAACAAACCAGAAAACGGUCCGUAGAGGCCGCCACGGACAGAGCCGGCAAGGAAGGGCUCAGGAGGAGCCGUCCCCUGGGGCCGAGGUCAGGCCUGAAGGGAAGUGGGGUUUGUGUCCGUGAGGACGCCUGCAGCCCCCCUCACCACCAGCGAGGGCCGUGGCCCCCCAACACUCCGACACGAAACACAAAAGAGACGUGCCCGGCACCCCGCUCCUCCCCCUCCUCACCUCGGCUCGGACAGAGAGGCAGGGAGAAGUCACCACCACCUUCAAGAGGCCGCCAAUUGGCAGGAUGGUAGUCGGAUGAUGGGAGGGGACAUUCUUUCCUAAGCCUGGUGUGAGACUGUGUCCGGGACACCUGAAUGCUCCGGCCAGCCCGGCCAGGGGGCAGUCGGUGGGAGGUGGCUGAGGCCCAGCCCACGGCCUUCUGGUUUCCUCCUUACUUCACACCUACCCGCACCAUUGGCACACCCCAUGCCCGUCACUUCUGAGACCCAGGUGGUCGACUGAGGGGAAACAUCUCAUCAGCCUCUUCCAGGUUUUAGAAGGAGCCGGAACCCUGGGGAGCGGGUGGAGCUAGCCUGAAGGUGGGGGGACCGGGCUCCCCAGAGCCAGAAGGAAGUGUAGUCUGUCCUUGCUAGCAGCUUUGCCUGGAUUCUCACCCCAGCGCGUCCCUUCUGAGCCCUGGAGGGUGCAGGAGUGGGGGAUGACAAAAAGGACCCUCUGCUGGGGUGAUUUUAAUAUUCCUUCCCCCCCCCCCCCCGCCAUGAUCCCUUCAUCCCUUCUGCUGCUGCUGGGUCACCUAGGCUGGAGGUCUUCACCGAGACCCUCCAAGAAAAUCACCUCCUCCCCUCCUUCUCCCCCACCCCAAGUUGUAAAAUCACAGAGCCAAAGGUACUUGGAACUGCUGGCCCGGCAGCCUCGGUCCUUCAAGAGCCAGCUGUAGCCCCCGACCACACGGGCCACGCUCCCCUCUCACCUCCGCCAGCCCCUGCUGGCCACGGGCCAUGCUCUCCUCCUGCCAGGGAGAAGAGGAGCUCACUGGCCCCUUUGUCAGGUCUGUGGCCCGCUCCCAGAACUUUCCACUGACUGACCCUGUGGUCUGCCCCGCCCCUUCCCCACUGCCACCCCAGAACCUUCCCCAGAGACAUGUAGCCCACAGGACAGAAAAGACCCCUCCUGCCUCCCAGUAAAAGUAGCUGUCAUACUCUCCUAGGGGAUAGUCCCUUGAGUGGCUUCAACCUGUAAGACCAUCAUAUACCCAGAGAGGUGGAGGCCUAGCAGCACUCGGGCUCUGCCCACCCUCUCAGGCUUUAGGUUUCAUUGGGCUGAAGGCACGCGCCCCCAGUGAUGACAGCCAGCAACUGUACCUGCGUAAGUAAGGCUCACAUCUCCCCUGGUCUUUUUGAUGUCUGGAGGCCCACCCUGUCCCUCCUUAGCCCAGAGCUGUACCCCCAGCUCUUAGAGGAAGGUGAAAAGUUGGUGCCUCCCUGUAACCCAUCGGCCCCCCUCCCUCUGCCCACCUCCCCUCCCCCAGACCACGUGGCAUUCAUCAAGCAAUUACUUGAACUCAGAGGCCCCUUUAAUGAGCCUUAAUAGAAAGAGAAAAUAAUAACCCUGUUUUAGUUUCUUAUUUAAAGUGUUUUUUGCACUCAGGCUGUUUUAGUGAAGUUCAUUUGGUGGCAUGGGAGCGGGGAGAGGGAGCCCUUUUCAGCGAGGACCCUUCCCCCCAGCCCCAGCUCCCUCACCCCCCCUUCAUCCCCCUCAGACUGGUACAUCCCAGUGUCCUGAGCCACCCAGAGUUCCCAGUCAGCAUGCUUGGCCUGCGUGUGUGCUCCUGGGCUUGGGGGUGAGUAGACAAGGGUGGGAGGGGAGACCAAAGAGAAGAAAAACAAGGCUGUGGAACACGGUCGGGGAGGGUGACUUCACUUGCCUCCUCUCGGGCCUAUUGUCCCAGUAGCGGAUCUGUCCCCAAGGACACGUCCCUUGUGCUCUGGCUCCCAUCUGGAAGAUGGCAGAAGUAGCCCCCUCGGACCCCCAAGGGGGGAGCCCAAAGAGAAUCCCAAAGAGGGGCCCACGCCCACCACUGUUUUGGCCUCCCCGACUCUCCCUCAUGCCCUUCUUGCCAAGGUCCAUUGAGUCACAGUGUUUCUCCGAAACACGAUGAAGACCCUUUUCCCUGAUUAGGCUUUUCCAGGGGGUUGAGGAGAGGGGCCAAGUGAGCUCCCCCCCCCCCCUAUCAUACACCUACACCCCAUUCUCAUCCUGAUCCUGCUGGAGGGAGCUUGUCCUGGGCUCCUGUUUGCAAGGACUAGAGAGGAGAAUGGCUUGGAGGGAGGACAAGGGCAUGGAGCGACACGUCGGGAUUUCUUGGGAUUUGUCUCCAUUUGUGGAAGCCCCCCCUGCCCCCUUGCAAAAAACUAUGGUCUCUAAUUUUGCACAAAAUUCUGAAAUAACCAAAAGUUGUCUAUUCCUUGCUGGUCCCCAGAGGGGAAAGUGUUAGGGCAGGAGUCUCUGGUCCCUCAGAGGCCCAGGGCAACCCAAAUCCUCUCCCUUCCCCCAAUUUUCCCCAGUGUUCCUCCCGACUGUGUGGUGUGCGUCUGUUAGUCCAUCCAUCCCAACCCUCCGAAUGCAUUGUGUUCAGCCAGACGUGACCCUGUUGGACACGUAUAUAAAUACCUGUGUUUUAUGUUGAUAGAGAUAUAUAUAUAUAUAUAUGCUGUAAAUAGCGUAUAUACCUGAGCAAUAUAUAUAUAUAUAUAUAUAUAUAUAUAUGUUAAUAUAUAUACUGUGAGUGUGUGAGUGCGUACACCUGUGUACAGACACAUCCCAGUUACCGAGGCGCGUAAGUGUCCAUGGGAUACUGCCAAUGCGGCAUCUGUCUCCCGAUCCAUGUGCUGGGCAUGUGCGGCAUAGCUACGCACACACACAGUCACCAUAUAUUUUUCAUUCAGAUAUAUGGGCAAUACAACUAUUUAGAUAAGCCGUACGGAUUUUUCAAACCUGAUGUCAAACAACCAGCAGCCACAGUUCGCCUGGGGUCAGAGUCGGGGCGGGAAGGCCCCUGACACGGAGCUCAAGCUGCUCUCUGGCCUUGUCUAUUUUGUCCGGUAGCCACUGGGCUUGCCACCCUGCCCUCCAGCCUUCCCGGUCAGUUGUGACGGCCAGACCAGGCCAGACCAUGGUUUGCUUGUUAGGGUGGGGGUGGGGGCAUGGGAGGGAAGCUCCAGCGUUGGGUUUGGCUUUUAGUGACACAGCUGUCCCAUUCCCCGGUUGGAUCAGGGGCCCCGUGGUGGGGCGUCCUUCAGCCAGUGACAGUGGUCACCUGAGUUCUGGUGUGAAAGUGGUUUCCCAUUAAGUUUGGGAAUAAGAUGGGCCUUUCUUUCCCUUGUCUCUCUGUAGAAUUGCCCUUGGCACCUGACCCUAAGGACAGGUUUCCUUCCGUUUUCCUUUUUAAUAUUCCUAUUAUUAAUGGACUAGUCCUUUUCAGGAAAGGUUACCCUUGAUGGGCUGAGUCACAGCCACUGGGCCCAGCCUGGACACGAGCUCUCGAUACCUGAAUCGGGAAUCGGGGCAGGCACUCACUGUCCAGGCCCACGUCGGCUGAACAGUGUCAGAGUCCCAUCCUGAGCCCAAGGAGACAUUGGGCGCUUUAUUUUGCCUGUUUGAAAAGGGUGCUGUGCUUUGGGGUUGUUUUUUGGGGGGGGGGGUUGUGAGUGUGUAUGAAUCCCGUAGCUUCUGAGUAGUUUAAUCUUUAUCAUUCUUUCAGACAAGAUGUGAUUUAGUAGCCCCCGUCUGCUGCCUCCACCAGUCGCCUCGCCCCCCCCUUACUUAGGACUUGUGGAGGCUAGAUGCGGCCCAUUCCGAGGGGGAAUGGGCAAUGGGGAUAUUUUCUGGGUUUUUAUUGUUGUUACUGGAGAGCCUAAUUUAGGCAGGGCGUUCCCAUUUCCAAUCAUCUUCUUCCUCCUUCUCCACCGGCCAGCCCCUCCAAAGGGCAGGGACAAGGAGAUCCUGAUAGUCCUGAUUCUCACUAAUAACCCUGGCACAUUUAAAACUUGCUGAGGAAGAAGAGGGUUGGUGGGCCGGGGUGGCCCAGACCGAAUGAAGAAAGCCACCCUGGGCAUCCCGCCGUGGCCCCAGACUGGAAAGAGAGGGCACACACAUGUGAGUGCGUGUACACAUAUGUGAGCACGUGUAUGCGAGUAUCUUCUGAAUAAGCAGAGAUGAUUCCCGGCCCUCUCAGGCUCUGCGUCUUUGGAACCAGGAGGCCACAGCCGGGGGAUUGGCCAUGGGAAUUAUCUCUUGCCCUCUCCCUCUGCUCCCCCGGCCCCCCUCCCAAAGUAUCUUGCCCUCAAAAUAAUUGUCCCUUUUAGGGCUGCACACAUUUCUACCUCCUUAGCGUGUCCCAUCACUCCACUCCUUGGCACCUGGGGCCCUUCAGGAGUCUGUUUUCUUCAGUGUCACCAGAGUCCUCUAGGAAGCUCUGGACUCCCAUUUUUGGGGGGGAGGGGGGUGCAUCCAAGUAGUUCUUUAGCUUGGAUGGUGGUGGAGCUCCUGGACACCCAAGUCCUUCCCUAGCAGCACAAGGGCCCUUGGAGGGCUCUGAGAACUUGGUCUCCUUCACAGCCCCUCCCUCUUGUGGCGGACCCUCCAGCCCCUAGACAAGAGUGGAAGUCCAUGAGGCCCCAGGCCAUGAUGGGAACUGCUUAGAGCAGGGAGCUGUAGGAAGAGAUCAGUGAUCCAGAUAAGUUAUGCUGGGUUUUCAUUUAAGUAUCCACAGCUAGGGAGAAUCCCAAGAGCUGCUCAGCCCAAAGUGGAUGGGUGGGUUUCACAACAGAGCUGUUUCCUUGGGCUUCCAGAUGGGAAGAAAAGGAAGAGGUUGAUGAAAGGGUCUUUAGAAGGCCCCUGGAGAGAUUUGCCCAAGGCUUAGCUAGGUUUCUGGGAGCUUCAGGCUCCCCUGGGAGUUGGCAGAGGCGAGAAAUGUCACAGGUUGUGUGUCAAAAGAGGUGGACCUCAGCUCCAUCCUCCUGGAAGCAGGGUCACAUCAAGCCAGCUUAGUGCUUACCUAUUUGUCUUAAACAUAGGAAGUUCUUGUGUCCCUAGUGGACCACUGACCUGGUACCUUUACCUGGCUUCUUCUGGAGUGGGGUUGGUUAGAAGGCGGCAGUGUUGGGCCACUGCCUUUACUAAGAGCUUGUGGUAGGGGAGAGCAGCCCUGCCCAACCACCAAAAGGCUUCUGUUUGUGGGUCUGACCCAGUCUGGCUGUCCCAAGGGAAGGAAUUUGACCACCCCAAGUGUUGAAAAUCCUCAGUGAGUUAAGAAAUUUUGCUUUUUUAAAAAUACUAGAUCUGUUAGUUUUACUGGUGUUUUCUUCUUUUCAUUCAGCCUCACUUCCUUUAAUGAGCUGCUAAAAUGUAUCUCUUUUCAUGCAGUCUCGUGAUUGCUUUUAUAUGCUAGGUUGGGCCAGUUCUCUUCACGCCCUUCCGAAGACCACAUCUCACAGUCCCUGAAAGCCCCCUGUGCAGAGUGGGCCCCGCCUGCCUGUCGUCCCCCCCCAGGCCGAGCUGCCAGGACAGUUCCACAGCUGUUCCUGUCCUCAUUCCUUCCCACCUGAUUUCUUUGAGAAAAGGCACUGGUAUGAGGAUUGUACAGUAGUUUCUGGGCACAGCCCCCAUCUCCCAUCACUCACCUACCAUGCACCCGUUGUGUAGACUUGGGCAUUUGGUCCACGUUAGCUGAGCUUCUACCCAGUACGGGAAGAGCUAGCUCGACUCUCACAGUGCCACUGAGAAGGGGCCUCACCAAUGCUCCAUGUGGGCAAGGAGGUGGCCUCAGCAGGCUUCUUGGUUGAGCUUUUCUUGUGGCCUGUUUCAGAAUGUUAGUGCCUGGGAAAGGGUCAUUUUGACCUUUAGUACGGACACCAUUCAACAGUUUGACCCUAAGUCGAUAAAACAGAGGGUUGUGCUUCUGAGUAGCUAACGGCAACCCCAAGGUGACGUGAUUGGCUAUUCUGCUAAUGGUGCUUGUCGGGAGGGCAUCUUUGCCCAUCCCAAGUGGAAUUCUAGCUGGAAGACCACAAGUAUUCUCAUUUUUCAGAAGGUGUUUCUUUGGAGUCCUGGAUUGGGAGCAGAAGAAAAGAGGUGAGGGCUGGAGAGGGCCCAAGGUUGCUGCCUGCUUGAUUUCCUUUCUCAGAUGGCUGCCAUCUUGAAUUGGCAGCCAUCCUGCUCCAUACCGGGGUUUAGCUUGAUAGCCAUUUGAAAUGUAGCCCCCUUCCCUCCUCCCCGCUCCUCACCUUUCUUCCAGACACUGGACAAAAUGGCUUCUGCGAUUGGGGUUGUUCUCCAAGGGAAAGAGUGGUGUCUUGUGCUGUGGUCUGUGUGUGGAUGUGAGCGUUUGUUUCUGUUGUAGCGGGCUGGGCCUGCCUCUUUCCCUGCUUGACCUCAGGUCCUUCCCGUGCAGAAGCCGAUCUCAAGUCUGGAUCGUCCCCGUCUCUUUCUAAUGAUCCAACAAAAAGACAAAUUGAAUGUCUCUCCUUCCACCUUCCCAGGGAAUCUUACUGAGUUAGCCUUCAACCCAUUUCCUAUUUAUAUAUAUUUUUGGAUGUGAGAAUGCAGCAUGUUCUAUUGUCGUGCUCUGAAGUGAUGUCAGUGUUGUGGGCCACUGGGUAGGGACUCGGUAAGGCAGAGGCAGUGGGCCAGAGGUGAAUGUGUUCUUGGGAAGAUCCUGCUUUGGGGUGCCCUUCUUGGGUCCGGAGUAUUGGGCCAAGAAGGCUCAGAGACAAGGAAUCACUCCCUAGCCAAGCACCUACAGUCAGACCGUGAUGUAUGGUGGACAGGAAGUCACGGGAGAAAGGGGGAAGGAGGAGCACGCAGUGACCCACUACCAUUUCAUGGUCCAGCUGAACACCAGGCUGGGCCCUCUGUGCUUUUUGGGGCCUUCCAGGAGCUGAUUUCCCCAAAUGGUCCUGCCCAAUUUCUGUGACUUCUGGGAUGUUUAGCAUCAGGCCAGAAGCAGUGGGAAGGUUAAGAGUUUAUACCUGAGACAGCCUGGGUUCUACAUUGAGGUCCUGGGGACUAUUGACUUAGUGGACUGUCUAGAAUGUCACAGUUCUGUAGCACUGGGGUAAGUUCUAAGACCCUCUGCAAGGGCCCCAUAGGUCAAGUACUUAGUUCUCUUCUGGGCCUGGGGUGUGGUCUGGAUUGACGGCUCUCAGAAAAUACCUUGGUUGACAGAUGGACUGAAAACUCAUUGAGCGGAGGACAGGAAAACUGAUCCUCUUUAAAAAGCAGCCAGAUGGGCAGAGAGAAGGAAGAGCCAAAGCCUGCCCUCUUGGAACGGGAGGGAUGCGGAUGUGUUCUCUGAAAGCCAUUGGCAGCUGGAGAGGGUCUUUGUGAACAUUUGUCUUCUGGGAGUGGCCAAAAUGAUGGUUUACUCUGUGUGUGUGUGUGUGUGUGUGUGUGUGUGUGUGUGUGUGUGUGUGUGUGUGUGUGUGAGCGAGUGUGAGCAAGAGCAAGAGUGCACUAGCUCAUGGGUGUUGUGUGAAGGUACCCAAUCCAUUCAGUAUUGAGGGAUAGACCUCCUGGCUAGAUGUUUGCUUAUGGGUGAAGUUUACAGAGUGGGUGGCCCUUGAUGUCACGGGAUCCCUCUGUCCCCCUCCCCCAAAGAGUCCACAAGCCUCCCACCUUGGCUACCCACUGCCCUGGGGUGCUUUGAACAUUGUGCGUGGGUGUGGGCACCCCUCCCUUCUACCUCUGGGAGGGAUGCACUUCAUUUUGUUUGUUUUCCCAAAUAAGUACUGUAGCGGGGACACGGGAGGGGGCGCAGCGAGUCCCAGGAGCACGAGAGGGCUAGCUCACUGUCCUUAGGAGCAUCAGCCCUGGUUGGUGGUGUUACCUCAUCCCUUUUUUAGAGAUUUGGGGCUCAUAGUUACUUUGAGCCCUUGGAGAAUGGGCACUCUCUGUCCCCUGCUCCAACUAUGGUGCCUGUCCAUCCCCCAAAGCCAUCCCAUCCCAUCCCCACCACCCAGGUGGAGAACACGGACCCGUCGUCCAGCCUCAAACCAGGCAGAAGAUUGUAGCUUCUUCUGGUAGCUGAGGCCGAUGAGGUAUUUUCUUUUCCUGACCCAUCACUUCUCCUCCCUCCAUGUUAGAGUGUGGAGGGGUUCUGGAGCCUCUGGUCUGGGGAAGAGGGAACAACUGAUUCCCCGCCUUUGUGACGUCAUCUGGCACAGACGAAUGCGGCAUCAAGGGCCAGGCAUAACCUGGUCAGCCUCCCAAUCUCCCCUUGGACCCCAAGGAGUGUCUCCCCAGCCCCUUCCCCUGUGGCCAUCACUACCCUCCAUCUCUCCCUGCUCUGUAAGGUCAUAGAACCGUCCCCAGCAGAACCUGGGAUAAGGAGACCGGACAAGACCAAGGUGGAAAUUAGACAUUCGGGGAUCAGCUUGUGGAGGGCAGUGAUGGUGGCCCUGAGACCCUCGGGACUGGAGAGCCGCCUCCAGAACCCUUUCCAUUACCCUGGAGUAAUGGGGAGGCUGGGGGUGCAUGGCAGGAGAGCUAAUGACUAUCGGGUGGUGGCUCUCUCUGUUCUCCACCUGGUAUCCAGUCCACCCCCCCCCCAGUCUUUUGAUGUGCUGUCCCCUCCCUCUUUCUGAAGACAUGCCAGCCCAGAGCACUUGGCUAGGACCACCCCUGAGUCACCCAAUGGCUACACCACCAGCAUCAGCCACUCUGGAGCACCUUGGCCUUGUGGUUGGGACGGACCAGAAGAUUGGUGGGGUGAGGGAGUGGGGGGGAAUUCACGAGGCUACUUCGGGGCUCCCUUUCCUCCCUCCAGUGUCCUCCCAUUUCUUUGGGGGUCUUGGGCAGGAGAAAAACAAAAAUCCUAGAGAUUUCAUGUACUGUACAACAGAGAAAGAGGAAAAAAAAAUACCUAAUCCCCAAACAAAUGACAGUAUAUUUUGUACUUUGUAAAGUGUUAAUUAAAACAGAAAAGUUAACCAAACACUGUCUGCUUUUGUACUGAUCAAACUGAUUAAAAUAAAAUGAAGCGUG
Dromiciops gliroides (monito del monte) is the source of this 10297-nucleotide messenger RNA. It is a transcript of the gene CASTOR2, whose product is annotated as cytosolic arginine sensor for mTORC1 subunit 2. Gene Ontology annotation, biological process: cellular response to L-arginine; negative regulation of TORC1 signaling. The record is from RefSeq and is a predicted model, not a curated record. Lineage: Eukaryota; Metazoa; Chordata; Mammalia; Microbiotheria; Microbiotheriidae. Gene Ontology annotation, cellular component: cytosol. Bases 81 to 1148 code for a protein of 355 amino acids. The transcript has 10 exons.